GGUAAAGUUGAUAAGGCAAAAAUGGUCACAGGAUCUGUGGCGGGGUUUUUCCUUUUGAAAACAAUUCACUCACCUACUCACUCACUCACUCACUCAAUCCUUCGUAAUGGAACGAAACUGCAUCACUAUCAUCUAAUCCCAAGGAAGUAAUGAAGCCCACGUUCCUACUCACAACCAACCGCCCCCCUAACUGCUACUCUUCCCUAGACCCUUCUGCCCCUUCUCCCUUCUCCCUCCCUCCUCUUGGCAAACUUCUCCUCUCCAGUCUCCUCUCCUCUCUUCCAUCGAGACAUCUCCCGAGUCCCAAGUUUCUGCUGAGAUGAAGUGGGGUCGAAGACAGAAGCCUAACAACCCUUCAGCCGCCCCACCCCGGCGUUCUCUCCUCGCGUCAUGGCUUCUCCGCUUCAAGAAGAUGGGUAUAGGCAGCAGCAAGAAUGGCAGUGGAACUGGCGAUUUUGUAGACACUAAACCCAGGAAAGUGAACCCGAGCGGAGGAUGGAAUCGGAGUUCUGAACGGUUCUCGGGCAGUGCAGGGGCCGAGUUUUACCGUGGUCAUGGGGCGUUUUGGAGGCUGUCGUUCAGGAAAGAGAAAGUCGAUGGUGGGCUCGGGGAAUUAUUAGGGGACACAGUCGAUGAACAGGGAGAGGUGAAGAACUUCGACCAGAUGGUUUCAGGAGUUCGGAAGAUACGGGGGGAGGUGCAGAGAACGGAAGGGAGCUUGAUGGAGUUGAAGACGCCAAGGAGGAGAAAACUCACGAGACAAAGGUCAAGAAGCAGAGGUAAGGUAGGAGCGGAGAAUUCGGGUUCUAGCCCGGUCGAGAGUCAGGACUGCGACUCUUCUGUUGCAGGUUUCAAAGAAAUCGAUGAGCUAGCUCCAGAGCUGGUUUCAGAUGAGGAACCAUCUGCAGAACUUAGAAGUGAAGAUCUGAAGAGUCGGAGACAGAGGAAGUCUCUGCAUGUAAGCGGGGGAUCACCGACGAGGAGAGCAAGACAGAGUUGCAGGGUCAGGAUUCACUCUCUGCGAUCCAGGUCGGGAACAGAGAUGAGGGGAGGUGAACAAACGAAGAGAGCGAAACUGAAGAGUAAGAAGAAGAGUAAGGAGAAGGGGAUUGCAUUCGAGAGGUUUGCUAUGGUGAAGUGCUCAUUCGAUCCCCAGAGGGAUUUCCGGGACUCGAUGAUCGAGAUGAUCUUGGAAAUCAAAAUCAGGAAAACUGAAGAGCUCGAGGAGCUGCUUGCUUGCUAUCUGAGCCUGAAUACCGACGAGUACCACGAUCUCAUCAUUGAGGUUUUCCGCCAGAUUUGGUUUGAGUUGAGCCAAGCCUCUUGCUGUGAAUAUGAUCCUUCCGAGUUACCAACAGAAGAAGACUGGUAAAUAGAGUUAUUAAAGUCAUCGUUAUUUUACCCGAUCACUAAUUAUUCGGUUUCUAGAGCUCGAAAUCCGCUGUAUUUAUUCACUUUAGAAACUCAUUAGGUCAUGCCACAAACUGGCAGUAACAAUUUCCUGUUUUCUUAUUAGUAUUCUGAUUUCUGAAAUGAACGCAGCAGGGUAAUAUCAGUUUAAUAUUAA
Molecule: messenger RNA, 1567 nt
Organism: Punica granatum (pomegranate)
Lineage: Eukaryota; Viridiplantae; Streptophyta; Magnoliopsida; Myrtales; Lythraceae
Source: RefSeq, a predicted model, not a curated record